UGUAGACUUCUUUAUUACAUCAUCUGAAGAGAUAAAGACUGAUGACGUGAUAAGCAAAGCAAUUUACAAAAACAUGAAAAGCCUCAAUUUCAGUGUUGAUGUAUUUUCAGUCGCUAAAACUGGUAAAAGAAAAUGCUGUUUCUUCAGAACAAAUAUGCAAAAUGAUGUCAGAUAUUUAAGAGACAAAAGAGCUGCAAUGUAGAGCUGCAACAUCCACAUUUGUCCGUAUGUUCCAGAUAAGAUAGACAUGCGGAAAAGAGACGCUGUGUUUCCUGAACAAAAUAUGACACUCUCCUGCCCUAACAUCAGCUACCAUGGAAUUAUAGACUGGAGAUUUCAAGGAAAAAAAAUACUGCCAAGCGAUCUAUAUAUUUUCUCACCAGAUACGUUUAACCUAACAGUAAAGAGUGUUGACAUCACUAAUAAUGGUCGUUAUGAAUGUUUGUACAAUACAAGCACAGGACCACAAAUUUUCUGGGACAGAAUUGACUAUAUUAAGCCAUAUCCUAGUAUGCAAGUGCCUAGUAACAAGACAUACAAAUGUGAAAAAGGGGACGUGACACUCGACUGCUGUGUGCAUUCUGAUUACUCAGUCAAGUGGGUGCAGAGCCCAAAAAACAACAAAAUUGAUUCACUGACAUGUAUAACACAACAGUUUCAAAUCACAGCCGAAAGUUGUGCUAAAACUAUCAUAUACACCUGCAAACUGGACAAUGAAGAACUAUAUGGGUUUUCAUAUAGCUCAAAGGAUGUGAAACUGGUUGUUUCCAAACAGCAAUCCGAAAACAGCCCUGUCACAUGCUACAAUGACAUAUAUGGUUUUGGAGAAGUUGGUGCCAAGGUUAUAGGAGACUGUGGGAAAGACCAAGUUGGCUUCAGAGAAGGAGAAUGUCGUUCUGAUGGCUCUUGGGUAACUAUAAAGGACACCUGUGUGCUUCGUAUCAUUGAUCAACUGCAACAGGAAUCACAGGGUCUAGAUGCUGAAACAUUAACAAAUUUUGUGGAUAAAGUGAACAAUGCCACCAAAGGCAAUAAAGGAGCAAUAGUUCAAUCCGAAGCAACAGUUUCAGCAAUGGUGGAAAUACUUAACAAUAUUGCAGAUGUCACUCAAACUGUUAUGCUGAAUGAAGUUGUGAUAACGAAUUUCCUUAGUAUAGUGGAUGCCAUUUCAUCAGAUACAGCGAAACCUGUAUGGGAACAGCUAAAUUCAAAUGGUGAAAGCCAAGGCAACAGCUCUCAACUCCUGAGUGCCAUUGAAAGUGUUUUAAAAGCGACAUCUGACACCAAUUUCAACAUAACCAGUCCAACCAACUCAUUCCUGUUCAAAAAAGUUACAACAUCCAAAGACUUCAGUGAAGUGUUAAAGCUCAACUCAACAGCUGAAAUAAACAUCCCAGAUAUUGCAUCCAGUAACAACAGCGUUACAGUCACAGUUGUGGCCUUCUCCUCCCUGGGCAAUGUUAUGCCUGCAAGAAAUCGUACCGAUGGCUUAAACACAACUGAAAAUGUCAUCAACGGACUGAUUGUUGUUGUAAAAACAAGCAUAUCUAUCAAAAACAUACAGCUGAACUUUGAAAAACUCCGAAAUUCAGUAACUCUAAAUAAUAAGUCAAUAAACCUAUGGAACCCCCAGUGUGUUUUCUGGGAAUUCAACCUUUAUAAUAAAACUGGAGGAUGGGACUCAACAGGAUGUGAGGUCAUACAAGACAAAGGCAGUGUCACUUGUCACUGUAAUCACACCACUUCAUUUUCAAUACUGAUGUCCCCUUUUGCUCCUCGAGAUCUAGCUUUGUCUGUCAUUACAUACGUUGGUGUUGCUAUUUCGAUAGGCAGCUUGGUUGUGUGCCUGAUCAUCGAAAUUAUCAUCUGGAAGGAAGUCUCUAGAAACUCUACAUCACAUGUUCGCCAUGUAUCCUUAGUCAAUAUUGCUCUUUCUCUCCUGAUCGCUGACAUAUGCUUCAUUAUCGGUGCUGCUAUCGUAAAGCCCGGGACGGACUAUACUAACUCGUGUAGCACUGCAGUGUUUUUCACCCACUUCUUCUACCUGUCGCUGUUCUUCUGGAUGCUGGUCUCAGCUGUUCUGCUCCUCUACCGUACCACUAUGGUCUUCUCUCAAAUGUCCAAAUCGGUCAUGAUGGCAUUAGCCUUCAUCGUGGGCUAUGGUGCACCUCUCCUCAUCUCGGUUAUUACCGUCGCAUCCACGGCUGGAAAUAAACACUACAUCACACAGAAUGAAGCAUGCUGGCUGAAUUGGGACCAGUCUAAGGCCCUUCUGGCGUUUGUCCUACCAGCUCUGGUCAUUGUGGCUGUCAAUAUGAUUACUGUGAUAAUAGUUGUGGUGAAAAUGAUCAGGAGGGGAAUGGGAGAGAGCAACAGAGAUGAAAAAAACACCUUGGUGGUCAUUCUCAGAUGUGUGGCCAUUUUGACACCCAUCUUCGGCAUCACUUGGGGUCUUGGCUUGGGCAUCAUGAUAGAGCCUAAAGCUUUGGCCAUCCACUACUUGUUCGCAAUCUUCAACUCUUUGCAGGGCUUCUUUAUACUGGUUCUUGGAACACUGAUGGAAAAGAAGGUUCGGGAGACACUUAAAAGAAAAUUGAGAAUCACUAGACUCAUUGGAUCCCAUUCCACACAUACUUCAAGCUCUGGAGCCCGUUCCUACGGCAGAAGCAGUUCUUCAAACAGAACAACUUUUACAAAUGUUUUCAACACCCUCAUGAGAAGAGGGAGGCAUGCUGGGGCAAAUUCCUCACACAACUCUGGAGCAUCAGAAAGUUUUUUAAACGCUUAGCUGGACAGACAGGCGCCUUCAUUUCCUGUCAGAAUGUCUUUGUAAUACUGGUUUCAUUGCCACAGGCACAACUUCAAACUGAAACAUUUUGAUUUCUGUCUAGUACAAUGCUUUUCCAAAUGCUUUCUUUCACAGUUGAUUACAUCUUGAAUAUUCAGUUUGUUGGUGAUUCAGAUUGGGCUAUUUAGAUUAAAACAUAUGUUUGUUCCAAAUUAUAUACAGACUGUUUUAUGAAAACAUAAAUUAAAUUCUACCUUUGUCCUUCCAUAAAUCAUUAAAUCCAUAAAUCAAAAACAAUAGUUUAUAAUUGUUAUUAUUAGCGGUGCUUGCUAAGUAUAUGCAUUUUUUUGAAUACAGAAAAACAAUUAUUCUACAUACUGAAUAUCUUUAUUAAAAUAAUCAGAUGUGCUUUUCAUUUUUCAAGCAACUAACAUGAAGAAACCCUGCACUAAUGUUGACAGUUAUUGAGUUUAAUAUUGCUUGAGCUGAGAACAUAGUUCAUACUGAGUUCAUAGCUUUGCAUUAAUACAACAACUGUGACAGUAAUUUCAAAUAAAACAAUUUUUUUGCUU
Messenger RNA from Carassius gibelio (silver crucian carp), 3360 nucleotides. Its product is annotated as adhesion G-protein coupled receptor F2. NCBI's taxonomy places the organism in Eukaryota, Metazoa, Chordata, Actinopteri, Cypriniformes, Cyprinidae. Gene Ontology annotation, molecular function: G protein-coupled receptor activity. The transcript has 10 exons. The record is from RefSeq and is a predicted model, not a curated record. Bases 248 to 2788 code for a protein of 846 amino acids. Gene Ontology annotation, biological process: G protein-coupled receptor signaling pathway; cell surface receptor signaling pathway. Gene Ontology annotation, cellular component: membrane.